UUAAUUUCUGUAAUUAAGAUGUAAAUUCUAACAACCUCCAAUAAGAAAAUAAAUAAAUAAAUCCAGCUAAUAUCCCCAUUGCAUGCCAGCAUAAAACCUUGCUGCACUACUAUUUUGUAAUUCUAAAAAUAAAACUUUGUUUCUAUUGAUAAUUCGCCAAAUUGGCUAAGCUCAGCCUCAGAAAAUCAACAGAAAAAAACGGUUUGUUAUUAGAGCAAAAAACUGCAGGCAUCAAAUUACGCCCAUGCAAGCUAUGUCUCCAACAGAAACCAGAACAAGAUUUUUCUCAUUUCUAAGUCUCUCUCCAGAUUAAAAAGGGGGGCAGUGCGAUCCUCCUCUUUGCACUCAGAAUCUACAGAAAUGGGCUGUGGUGAAUCCAAACAUGUCGCAACAGGAAACACCAUCAGCCGCAAAAAUUCAGGAGCAGGAUCCAAGAGCGGCAAAACCUCAGAAACCAUUCAGGAAACAAGCAAACAUGAUAGCAAGACAAGCCUUAUAUUGGUGAAAGAGGAAGGCCAAAAUGUCAAUCAGGACUCUUAUGCAGACAAUUCCAGGGACGUGGCUGAUGUGAAGGGCAUGGCUGAAAACAAAGAAUUGAAGAAAGAAGGAAAUGUAGAGAAUGAUAAGGAGAAGAAAACUGGUGUUGUGAAAGAGAAUGAGGAACCUGUUGAGGGAAUUGCUUUUGAGAGGUUGUCCAUUGAGAAUGUGAAAGUGGCUGAUGCUUUGGAGGUUAAAAAGCUGUCUGAAGAGACAAAAGAAGAAACUCUGGAGGGAAAAGAAUUGGCUCAAGAGACAAAAAUAGAAACUAAACAAGAAACUGUGGUGGAUAAAAAUUUGGCUGAAGAGACAAAAGAAGAAACUGAUGAAGAUAUCACGGAGGAUAAGAAAUUGGCAAAGGUUGCAAAAGAAGAAACUCUGAAGGAUCAAAAACUGGCUGAAGAGAAAAAAGGAGAAACUGCAAAUGGAGAAGCUGAAACUGUGAAGAAAGAGAAGUUGGUGAAAGAAACAGAAGCAGCAGAAACUACUGAAGCUAAAGUUUCAACCCCAGGUGUGAAAGAGGAAGAAAAACCAGCAGUUUCACCAGCCGAUGAUUUGAAGACAGAGUGAAACUUUCUAAGCAGUUUUAUCUGUGUUUAUCAGACUGCUUUUACACUUCAGUUUCAUGUAUUAAGAUCAUAUUCCUGCUCAAAUCCCUCUUCAAAGAAACAUGCGUAAUGCUUUAAGCUAUGAAAAAUUAUAAUGAUAAUUGAUCUUCCAUGCUGAAUUUUCUUGGAAUGUGGACAUUGCUAGCUAUUACAUAAAUUUUAUCAACUUCCCAAUAGUACUAGGAAUGCUUUAGGCUAUGAAAAUUAUAAUGAUCUUGGAAUCAAAAAGUUAAAUUUUGGUCAUAUUGAGUAAGUUUAUUGCCAGAAAAUUUUAUUCAUUUUGAUGGGCCCCUUUUGGCUCAAAAGGAGAUAUAUCAUCCUUCAAUUUGUUUAUUGACACGAUAAAAAGCAUGAUAUUCAACCAUAUUUAUGAAUCUUCGACCCAAAAUUUAAAUUUAAUUGAUUCAUGCGAUUAUUUAGGAUUAUAUUUAUUAUAUUUAGGAG
Durio zibethinus is the source of this 1589-nucleotide messenger RNA. RefSeq lists its product as uncharacterized. Lineage: Eukaryota; Viridiplantae; Streptophyta; Magnoliopsida; Malvales; Malvaceae. The record is from RefSeq and is a predicted model, not a curated record.